GACGACGGAAUCAAAAAUCACCACUGAUUCUACCCAGUUUCCCCCUCGUCCGCCCUGUGUGGUCUCUUUGCCUUCGUACAUCAUACCUCUAGGUAUGUUCGGUAUGCUGCAGCCUACACGUCUCUCUCCCCUACGCCGUCUGGGCGUGAGAUACGUCAAUGAUCUCACCGUUCAACGAGGUCGACAUGGAAGCACUCCCAUGAUCCAACAUGGACCACCGGGUCGCUCUGCCGUCUCUGGGCACACUGUCACUGUCUUUGGGUGUACGGGAUUCCUUGGCAAAUAUGUCGUUCAGCAGAUCGCCAGGAAAGGUACACAGGUCGUCGUACCGUACCGAGAUGAAGACGAGAAGCGACCUCUGCGAGUGAUGGGAGAUUUAGGUCAAAUCGUUCCCCUAGAAUGGGAUGCUAAGAAUUUGGAUCAAAUCCGAGAGUGUGUCAGGCGCUCUGACACGGUCUACAACCUCGUCGGGAGAGAUUACGAGACAAGGAACUUUAGCUACCGCAACGUCAAUGCAACUGUCGCUGGAAACAUCGCUCGAAUCUGUCGUGAAGAAGGCGUUCCUCGACUCAUUCACGUUUCCCACCUCAAUGCUUCAGCAGACUCUCCCUCUGCAUUUUACAGGACGAAGCACAACGGCGAGGAAAUUGUCAGGAGAGAGUUUCCUGAAGCUACAAUUGUCCGCCCAGGACCCAUGUACGGACAUGAGGAUUGGUUCUUGAACGACAUGGCUCAAUGGCCAAUCAAAUACGCGCUCAACGGUUCACGAACGAGGACCAUGCCGGUCCACGUUGUUGACGUCGCGGAGGCUCUGUCUAAGAUGCUUGACGCUCCCAAGACAUCGAUCGGAUCGACAUUUGUCCUUCCCGGACCUGAAGUCUUUACCUACGACGAACUACUCAACCUGGUGUCCUUCUUCACCAUGCGACCGCGCAGAUCCCUACCUCCCAUCCCUGGCUUUGUCGCCAGCAUGUUUGCAUCCGUGGUCAAUCGUCUCCUGUGGUUCCCUACCGUGGCCCCUGAUGAGAUCACGCGUAAAUUCAUCGACGACGCUGGCGCAAAGCUAGACCAGGCCAUCGCUGCCUUGAAGGCCAAAAAUUAUCCUGAAGGAUGGAGCAAGGACUUUGACACUGCGACAUAUGACGUGAAUGGCAGGCUCGUCAAGUCCUGGGCGGAUCUUGAUAUCCAACCUGCGAGAUUGCAGGAUCACGCAGUCAAGUAUUUGAGAAUAUACCGAUCAUCUGAAAACGCCGAGACUCCAUUGGAAGUGGGCUCUUUCAAACCUCCAAGGCCAUACAAAGUGGUCCGAUAGCGGAGUGAUGAUAUGCAUGAGCGAAGAGAAUAAAGCGUGGAAAGGCUAUCGUCGUCAAC
This is a messenger RNA of Kockovaella imperatae, 1371 nucleotides long. RefSeq lists its product as hypothetical. The record is from RefSeq and is a predicted model, not a curated record. NCBI's taxonomy places the organism in Eukaryota, Fungi, Basidiomycota, Tremellomycetes, Tremellales, Cuniculitremaceae. Gene Ontology annotation, cellular component: mitochondrion. Bases 95 to 1312 code for a protein of 405 amino acids. Gene Ontology annotation, molecular function: protein-containing complex binding. The transcript is spliced from 6 exons.